AUGGAAGGCGCGCCGCCGCCGAAGCCUGCAGAGGGGCCGCAUGAGCAGCAUCGCGCCUUCGUCAAUGCACCCUUCCAGCUGAAGGUGGAGACCUACGAAGACUUCGCGAAGCUGCUCCCCAGCCUUGGGCAGGAGGCCACUUCCCGGGCCAGCGUGGAGGAGGAGUUGCGGAAGCUCAACAUUGACCCCAAGAUCUUUUACAAGAGCCGGCAGCCGCUGAAGGUCAGUCAGUACACGCCCGAGGACUUCGGCUUCGAGCCCGAGACCGAGGACUUGCCGCCCCUGCCGGCGGGUUUCCACCCGCCGGCGCGCGGCGCGGAGGAUGCUCCAGACAACGAAGGCAAGACGCCGAUGAAAUGGAGAAUCAGCCCAGGGAUCAACUCUGUCUUGGGCGUGCAG
This is a messenger RNA of Symbiodinium necroappetens, 399 nucleotides long. The record is from the annotation of a GenBank genome assembly. NCBI's taxonomy places the organism in Eukaryota, Dinophyceae, Suessiales, Symbiodiniaceae.